Messenger RNA from Drosophila rhopaloa, 672 nucleotides. Its product is annotated as pollen-specific leucine-rich repeat extensin-like protein 1. The coding region runs from base 1 to 672 and encodes 223 amino acids. The transcript has a single exon. The record is from RefSeq and is a predicted model, not a curated record. NCBI's taxonomy places the organism in Eukaryota, Metazoa, Arthropoda, Insecta, Diptera, Drosophilidae.
AUGCCACCGCCUCCCGAGCAACCCGGCGCCCGACUAAAUGCUCCUCCAAAUGGAGUGGAAGCCAUCGUGGCCCCCUUGCCCCCAGAGCCGUCGCCCGAAGAGAGUGCCGCGCAGUUCACGGACAUCGAGCUUACAGCGAACCGGAAUACCCACACAGCACGCCGACCGACGGGUUCCCAACAGUCGAGACCUCCCCACCAAGUAGCUGCCAGAACGGGCCCACCUUACGACGAAACGAAGGCCGUCCGUUCGCAGCCGUUGCAGAAGCCGCCGCCAACCAAGCAACACGGCGCCCGACUAAAUGCUCCUCCAAAUGGAGUUGAAACCUUCGUGGCCCCCGUGCUCUUACAGCCGCCGCCAAUCGAGCAACCCGGCGCCCAACUAAAUGCUCCUCCAAGUGGAGUCGAAGCCAUCGUGGACCCCUUUCCCUUACUGCCGCCGCCCAAAGAAAGUGCCGCACAAUCUCAGGAAAUAGAGUUUGCCCCACUCCGGAGCGCCCGCACCCUACGUAAACCAACGAGUUUACAUCUUACCCCGGAGCCGCCGUCCGGCGAGAUCGCCAACGUACCGCCGCCCGCUCCACUAGAAACCGGUUCCAUCCGAUAUGCCGCCGCCGCCGAGUCCUAUGGGAAACUACCGCCGCCGCUUGCUGAAGGAGAAGAACUGAACUGA